GAACGAUCGGCCUGGAUCCAGAUUGUAUUUAUACCUUGGUACACUGUUAGAUCUGGCUGUAAUAUCUGUAGUUUUUAACUGUAUUUUACAAUUUUUUUUUUUUUUUUUGUGAUACACUUUCACAGUUUUUCAAUCAAAAAGGCAUCCUCCCAGCAGAGUCCCCAUCAGGAAUCAUCAGGUCUGGAUCGACAGAAAAAUGGGGGGGACUGUUUCUGAAAUGAGCCCUUCUGGGGAGGGUAAGGAUAGAGGAGCUGUUUCUGAAAUGAGCCCCUCUGCGGAGGGUAAAACAAAGAGAGCCGAGAGUGUCCUGAUGAAGAGAGCAGACUCCCCUGCACCCUGCCGUGUUUCCAUGGAGAGUGACUGGUCGAUGGGAAAUCCACUCAACUUCAGAGAGGGACCUUUUCCUACAGAUCAAAGAGUCCCCAGCAGAAGUCAUCAAGUCUGGAUUGACACAAAAAUGGGGGGAGUUGCUUCUGAAAUGAGCCCUUCUGAGGAGGGUAAAACAAAGAGAGCCGAGAGUGUCCUCAUGAAGAGAGCAGACUCACCUGUACCCUGCCGUGUUUCCAUGGAGAGUGACUGGUCGAUGGGAAAUCCACUCAACUUCAGAGAGGGACCUUUUCCUACAGAUCAAAGAGACCAAGUGAAACAAUGUGAUUCAGAUCCACAUGGAAGAGAUGAAUCAUGCAUCGUCAAGUUACUAGAGGAAAAAGCUGUAAAGUUUCUAAAGGAUGAGCUGAAGAAGAUCAUGAGGUACCUAGAUCAGAAUUACCCAGAAUGCUGUGAGUCUCAGCUGGAGAAGGACAAUGAUGUCAACAGCGAUGGUCAGAUGCAGAAGACCUGUGGUAGAGAGGGAGCUCUGAAGAUCACACUGUACAUCCUGAGGACCAUGGAGCAAAAUGAUCUCGCUGACAUGCUGGAGAAGAGGCAUCUUCUGUCACAAUGUCAGCGCAGAAUCAAAUGUAACCUGAAGCGGAAAUUUGAGUGUGUAUUUGAAGGGAAAGCUAAGGGAGGACAGCCAACACUUCUCAGUGAGAUUUACACAGAACUCUACAUAACUGAAGGUGGGACUGGAGGAGUCAAUGAUGAACAUGAAGUGAAACAGAUUGAAACAGCAUCCAAGAAAAGGCGAACAGAAGAUACUACAGUCAAGUGCAAUGAUAUAUUUAAACCCAUAUGUGGGCGUGAGACACCUAUCAGAACUGUACUCACUAAAGGGGUGGCAGGUAUCGGGAAAACAGUCUCUGUGCAGAAAUUUAUUCUCGACUGGGCAGAAGGAAAAGCAAACCAGGAUGUUCACUUCAUAUUCGCUCUUCCUUUCCGGGAGCUGAAUUUGAUAAAGGAUCAGUACAGUUUGAUUGAACUACUUCACCACUUUGUCCCAGAACUGAAAUCAUUUGAACCCUCUGAGCUGUUUAGGUACAAAGUCUUGUUCAUCUUGGAUGGUCUGGAUGAGUGUCGCCUUCCUCUGGAUUUUCAGAACAAUGAGAGUUGGUUUGAUGUAACAAAAAAAACGUCACUGGAUAUGCUGUUGACUAACCUCAUUAAGGGGAAUCUGCUCCCAUCUGCUCUCCUCUGGAUAACCUCCCGGCCAGCAGCAGCCAAUCAGGUACCUCCUGAGUGUGUCCACCAGGUGACAGAGAUACGAGGGUUCAGUGAUGCCCAGAAGGAGGAGUAUUUCAGGAGGAGAUUCAGUGAUGAGAGCCUGGCCAGCAGGAUUAUCACACAUGUGAAAUCAUCAAGGAGCCUCUUCAUCAUGUGCCACAUACCUGUGUUCUGCUGGAUUUCAGCCACAGUCAUUGAAAGGCUAUUUAGUGAGAUUGACAGGGGAGAAAUUCCAAGGACUCUGACUGAAAUGUACACACACUUCCUGAUCUUUCACACAAGUUUAAAAAAUAACAAGUACAUGAAAAAACAUGAAACCCAGCUCGAUAAAUCCUGUGAAUCUGACAGAGAAUUCCUUUUAAAACUUGGUAAACUGGCUUUCCAUAACCUUGAGAAAGGCAAUCUCAUAUUUUAUGAGCAAGAUCUGACAGAGAAUGGCAUCGAUGUCACUGAAGCUUCAGUUUACUCUGGAGUGUGCACAGAAGUCUUUAAGGAGGAGUAUGGGUUCUAUCAGGAGAAGGUGUACUGCUUUGUGCAUCUGAGCAUCCAGGAGUAUCUCGCUGCUUUAUACAUGUUUCUGUCAAAUUCAUCAGCUGACCUGCUGAAGACUGCAGUGGAUCAGGCAUUAGAGAGCAAGAAUGGACACUUGGACCUUUACCUGCGCUUCCUCCUGGGCCUCUCAACAGACUCCAGUAAGACUCUGUUACAAAGGCUACUGGGACAGAAAAGAAUCGGCUCAUUUAAGGAAAACAGGAACAAAACAGUCCAGUACAUCAAGGGAAAAAUACAGGAGAAUUUAUCCCCAGAAAGGACCAUCAACCUGUUCCACUGUCUGACUGAACUGGGUGACAAUUCUGUAGUAGAGGAAGUACAAAGAUACCUGAAUUCAGGACGUCUUUCACCAGAAGUCCUCUCACCUGCACAGUACUCAGCUCUGACCUUUGUGCUGCUGAUGUCAGAUGAGGAGCUGGAUGUGUUUGAUCUGAAGAAAUUCAUCAGAUCAGAUAAAGAGCACUGGAGGCUGCUGCCUGUGGUCAAGACAUCUAAGACAGCUCUGCUGAACAGCUGUAAACUCACAGAGAAAUGCUGUGAGGUGCUGGCUUCAGCUCUCAGAUCAAACUCCUCACCCCUGAGAGAGCUGGACCUGAGUGACAAUGACCUGCAGGAUUCAGGAGUGAAGCUGCUCUCUGCUGGACUGGGGGAUUCACACUGUAAACUGGAGAUACUGAGGUUGUCAGGCUGUAGAAUCACAGAAACAGGCUGUUCUUCUCUGGCUUCAGCUCUGAGGUCAAACCCCUCACACCUGAGAGAGCUGAAUCUGAGCCUCAAUCACCCAGGAGACUCAGGAGUGAAGCUGCUCUCUGCUGUACUGGAGGAUCCCAUCUGUAAACUGGAGAAGCUGAAGCUGUCAGGCUGUGGAAUCACAGAGACAGGCUGUUCUUCCCUGGCUUCAGCUCUGAGGUCAAACCCCUCACACCUGAGAGAGCUGGACCUGAGCUACAAUCACCCAGGAGAUUCAGGAGUGAAGCUGCUCUCUGCUGGACUGGGGGAUUCACACUGUAAACUGGGGAUACUGAGGCUGUCAGGCUGUAAAGUCACAAAGACAGGUUGUUCUUCCCUGGCUUCAGCUCUGAGGUCAAACCCCUCACACCUGAGAGAGCUGGACCUGAGCUACAAUCACCCAGGAGACUCAGGAGUGAAGCUGCUCUCUGCUGUACUGGAGGAUCCCAGCUGUAAACUGGAGAAGCUGCAGGUGGACCGGUGUGAACUCACAGAGAAAUGCUGUGAGGUGCUGGCUUCAGCUCUCGGGUCAAACUCCUCACCCCUGAGAGAGCUGGACCUGAGUGACAAUGACCUGCAGGAUUCAGGAGGGAAGCUGCUCUCUUCAGGACUGGAGAAUCACCACUGUACAUUGGAAAUACUGAGGUUGUCAGGCUGUAGAAUCACAGAGACAGGCUGUUCUUCCCUGGCUUCAGCUCUGAGGUCAAACCCCUCACACCUGAGAGAGCUGGACCUGAGCUACAAUCACCCAGGAGACUCAGGAGUGAAGCUGCUCUCUGCUGUACUGGAGGAUCCCAGCUGUAAACUGGAGAAGCUGAAUGUGGAUCACGGUGGAGAGUGCAGGACCAGACCAGGCUUACAGAAAUACUUCUGCCAGCUGACGCUGGACCCCAACACAGCACACAGACGCCUGUCUCUGUCAGAGGGGAACAGGAAGGCGACAUGGGGGACAUGGCAGCCAUAUCCUGAUCAUCCAGAGAGAUUUGAGUACCGGCCCCAAGUUCUGUGCAGAGAGAGUCUGACGGGUCGCUGUUACUGGGAGGCUGAAUUGAGAGGAAUUGAUGCUCGGAUAGGAGUGACAUAUAAAGGAAUCGGGAGGAAAGGACAAAGUGUUGACUGUCAACUUGGAGCCAAUGACAAGUCAUGGAGUCUGCGCUGCUCACCUCACAGAAACAUAGAGCCCUCAGGUUCCUGCAGAGUAGGAGUGUAUCUGGACUGGGGGGCUGGUGCUCUGUCCUUCUACAGAGUCUCCUCUGAUGGACUGACCCUCCUGCGCAGGGUCACCUCCUCAUUCACUGAACCCCUAUAUCCAGGGUUUUUGGUUAGUGAAUACUCCUCCGUGUCGCUGUGCAUGCUGGGAUAGCUCACACUGUCCUGGAGGAAUCAUUUUUACUUUCUUAGAGUGACAUCUUGCUACUUCUCCCUGGUGAAAGGUUAAUCAUUUUAACUCUGAAGUGUGAUGUAUGUUAGACAAAAAAAAAAUGACAAGGUUCGGCGAGCUGAACAAACAUGAACAAACUUUUCUCUCUGACUAAAAUGUAAUGAAACAUAAGCCUCAUAAGUCUGGGGGACGGGGGGACAAUGUGUAUGUACAUCUUAUCUCUGUAUAUUGUUUUUCCUACCUGCAUAAUAGCAAUAAGGACUUUCUUUUCUAUCCUAUUAAUGUCGUGGUUCAUUGGUGACCAAAGGAUAGCUGCGUAACAUUAAGAAACCACAGUCUGAUUAAAUUCACUUUAAUUACUACUAAAACUAGGCAUAACUAACACAAUUACAAUAAAUCCGCAUGCAUAUUAACCAUCUAACAUGAGGCAGCGAAAGCAAAAAAAAAGUUAAUUAAUGCCAAAAAUAAGUCAUUCAAUUUUUUUUAAAUUGAAAAAAGCAAAACUUGUAGCCUGUGAGCAGAACUCCGUAUACUUGAUUACGGAGAAUUAUUUAAAAUGUAUUUGUACAGAAAUUGUUCUUUUCCGAACUUUUGAUCCCUAUAGGCUAUGCGGUUGAUCAGUAUAACCGCGAUCACUAUAUGCGUUUUUCGCUUUUCUGGAAUCCCGAUUUACGUGAUUCGUACGUAUGUUAGUUUAAGUUUCUUUCGUAUGUUAAAGUUUCUUUCUUUUUUAACAUUCACACUGGCAUUGUAGCAAUAAAGAUAAACCGCUUAACAUAA
Messenger RNA from Brienomyrus brachyistius, 5044 nucleotides. Its product is annotated as NACHT, LRR and PYD domains-containing protein 12-like. The transcript has 16 exons. The record is from RefSeq and is a predicted model, not a curated record. Bases 197 to 4246 code for a protein of 1349 amino acids. Lineage: Eukaryota; Metazoa; Chordata; Actinopteri; Osteoglossiformes; Mormyridae. Gene Ontology annotation, molecular function: protein binding.